AUUUAUUCCAAAAAUUAUUAGAGGAGAUUUGGAUUCUUUAAGAGAUGAUGUUCGUGAUUUUUUUGAUAAAAAUGGUGUAUUGAUUGAAGAAGAUAAGGACCAAAAUUCUACAGAUUUUAAGAAAUUGGCUUUGGGCGCAACAGGCGGCAGAUUUGAUCAAGCAAUGUCACAUAUUAAUUAUUUACAUCAAUUGAAAAAUCAACAUCAAAUAUAUUUAUUAUCAAAUGAAAAUAUAAUUUUUUUACUAGAUAAGCAUCAAUUAUUUUGUGAUAAAAAUAUUGAAGGUCCAACUUGUGGAUUACUUCCAAUUGGUGUAGAGGCUGCUGUCAUUACCACAACAGGCCUAAAAUGGAAUCUUGAAAAACGACGUGGAAUGUCUGGUUUAUCAUCAAAUGUUGGUGGUUCAUCAUAUCUGAUUAUAUAA
Molecule: messenger RNA, 424 nt
Organism: Entrophospora sp. SA101
Lineage: Eukaryota; Fungi; Glomeromycota; Glomeromycetes; Entrophosporales; Entrophosporaceae
Source: the annotation of a GenBank genome assembly